Molecule: messenger RNA, 1905 nt
Organism: Clarias gariepinus (North African catfish)
Lineage: Eukaryota; Metazoa; Chordata; Actinopteri; Siluriformes; Clariidae
Gene: ralaa
Product: v-ral simian leukemia viral oncogene homolog Aa (ras related)
Exons: 5
Coding region: 290-910 (206 amino acids)
Biological process (GO): Ras protein signal transduction; regulation of exocytosis
Cellular component (GO): plasma membrane
Molecular function (GO): GTP binding; GTPase activity; GDP binding
Source: RefSeq, a predicted model, not a curated record
CCCAGCUAGCCGAGGCGGUGGUCUCUAGGCAAGCGGUGGACUAAUGCCUGUCGGGUUGUACACCAGGAGACUGGUGUCGGUUUGGAUAAUAACUCGGGGUUGAUCAGAAUAAUUGCAAGGACAUUUUGGAUGCGGGAUGUCGGGACAUUGAGUGUUUAUCUGUGUGUAGAAAGGGACGGGCUCCUCCUAGAUAUAUAUACUGUCUUUUAAUUUGUGCCUUUGUUUGACUCGUGAGAAGCGAAGCACUCUCCUACACAUCCCAUAAACCUCCUCACAACGUUGAGUUGCCAUGGCAGCCGCUAAGCCAAAAGGACAGAACUCUCUGGCCCUGCAUAAAGUGAUUAUGGUCGGCAGUGGAGGGGUGGGCAAGUCCGCUCUCACCUUACAGUUCAUGUACGAUGAGUUUGUGGAGGACUACGAGCCUACGAAAGCUGACAGCUACAGGAAAAAGGUCGUCCUGGAUGGAGAGGAGGUUCAGAUCGACAUUCUGGACACAGCAGGCCAAGAAGACUAUGCGGCCAUUAGGGACAAUUACUUCCGCAGUGGAGAGGGCUUCCUCUGUGUCUUCUCCAUCACCGAGCUGGAGUCAUUUGCUGCGACUGCUGACUUCAGGGAGCAGAUCCUGCGUGUGAAGGAGGAUGAGAAUGUACCCUUCCUUUUAGUGGGGAAUAAGUCCGAUCUGGAGGACAGGAGACAGGUGAGCGCAGACGAGGCCAAGAGUCGAGCCGAGCAGUGGGGAGUGUGCUACGUGGAAACAUCAGCCAAAACCCGGGCCAACGUCGACAAGGUGUUUUUCGACUUAAUGAGAGAAAUCCGUGCCAGGAAAAUGGAGGACAGCAAGGAGAAGAACGGGAAGAAAAAGAGGAAAAGUCUGGCCAAAAGAAUUCAAGAAAGAUGUUGCAUUUUAUAGUACAAAGUGCUUUAACAAUCAUUACCACGCUCUUCGCUUAUGUUUUAAACAUGUAAAUAUGUCUGUUUCCUAUUCCUCACAGCCAACUAAUCCUGGCACGUGUGGGGAUUGUAGCGUCGUCACGGUGAUUGUGAUUUAAGAGCUGGAGUUGGUUUUACAGUGCUUUAGAGUUUCACCUUAGCUAAAGCUAAAGGAAGCUCUUUCUCAUCCGCCAUGUGUUCUUUGUUACAGUACCUACCAGAAAUCCAACAACAGUCACGUUUCAAAUCGAUCAAAAUCCAACCAGUGACAUUUACAGGUUCAGCACAAAUCCUGGGAUCUUGCUGAUCAAACAAAUCCUGCACUGGAUCCAGCAGAUCAAAAUAAAAAAAAAGUGGGCCACACAUGUUAACUAGGCCCAUGUUUUGGAUUCAGGGCUAUUAUGUUUGGGCUAUUUGCUAACUUCUUAUGUGAAAAAGAAGUCAAAUAACCCACCAAAACCAAUUGGACAGAAUAAUAUCAGAUGGAAGAAGUAAUUUAUGGACCACUCUGCGUCCUUGUUGUAAAAGCAUCACUUUUAACAUAACAUUUAGAUGUAUUGUUAUUACAAAUAAAAUGGUGUGAACGGAUGAGCUGUAAAUUCGUCUAGUUUUAAUUAAAAGCAGGCAGCAGAGUGGCGAAGUGGUUAGUGCUGUGGCCUUGCACUUCCACGGUCGAGGGUUUAAGUCACACCUUCAUGUCUGUAUACGUGGAGUUUGCAUGUUCUCCACGUGCUUGGUUGGUGGGUGUCCUCCCUCACUCCGAAGACAUGCAGAUUUAAGCACAGUUAACAUUUUAGACAUUGGGUAAAGCGCUAGUAAACAUUGACACUUAUGAACUCUGAGCCACUAGUUGUUUGGAUGUUUAACAAUUUCCUCCUUUAUUUAAUUAAAUGGUUUUUGCUAAGCUUAUGGGAAUUGUGAAUAAAAAACAGGAAGUUGCAGCGUUUUUGCGCUAUUUGACUUCUGAUGCCUUGA